Wallemia mellicola CBS 633.66 is the source of this 597-nucleotide messenger RNA. RefSeq names its product acyl-CoA N-acyltransferase. The transcript is spliced from 5 exons. Gene Ontology annotation, molecular function: protein-N-terminal-glutamate acetyltransferase activity; protein N-terminal-serine acetyltransferase activity. NCBI's taxonomy places the organism in Eukaryota, Fungi, Basidiomycota, Wallemiomycetes, Wallemiales, Wallemiaceae. Gene Ontology annotation, cellular component: NatA complex. The coding region runs from base 1 to 504 and encodes 167 amino acids. Gene Ontology annotation, biological process: N-terminal peptidyl-glutamic acid acetylation. The record is from RefSeq and is a predicted model, not a curated record.
AUGAACAUACGUCCAGCUACCCCAUAUGAUUUAACUGGUAUGCAGAAUGCUAAUCUCAUGAAUUUACCUGAAAACUAUCAAAUGAAGUAUUAUAUGUAUCACGCUCUCACCUGGCCUCAAUUGUCUUAUGUAGCCGAAGAUCAUAAAGGUAGAAUAGUUGGUUAUAUUUUAGGUAAAAUGAACGAUGAAAUGGAUAGUAAACCAGGACAACUACCAAAUGGACACGUAACUUCAAUAUCUGUUUUAAGAAGUUAUCGAAGAUUGGGUUUAGCACAAAAGUUAAUGAAACAAUCGCAGACCGCUAUGAAAGAUACUUUCAAUGCUGCAUACGUUAGCUUACACGUACGUAAGACUAAUAGAGCUGCUAUUGGUUUAUAUAGAGAUACACUUGGAUUUGAAGUUUGGGAAGUUGAAAGAGGUUAUUACGCCGAUAAAGAAGAUGCUUUGGGUAUGAGACUCUGGCUAGACCAGGAAGCAAAGGCAAAACAAACAAAAAGGAAUUAGAUAAAAUAGAUUUAAUAAAACUGUAUUGCAUUUAUAGCAUUUUCAUCUAUCUUUGCGCUAUUCUUAUACGUCAUUGUAACAAUUAAUCGUAUG